Alnus glutinosa is the source of this 1135-nucleotide messenger RNA. Its product is annotated as zinc finger protein ZAT10-like. The transcript has a single exon. The record is from RefSeq and is a predicted model, not a curated record. Lineage: Eukaryota; Viridiplantae; Streptophyta; Magnoliopsida; Fagales; Betulaceae. Bases 148 to 894 code for a protein of 248 amino acids. Gene Ontology annotation, molecular function: DNA-binding transcription factor activity.
ACUUCCUUCGCACUCUCCCAUUCAUCUCCCCAUAUAAACCCAUCACACCCUCCUCACUCUCUCACUCACAAACCGUUCAACAAAAAUCAAAAGAUUCUCUCCGAGUGUUUUAGCCGCUAACUACUACAGAUCCGAAGAAGCGAACACAUGGCUCUUGAAGCUCUCAACUCUCCGACCGCAGCCGCCCCUUCAUUCCACUUCGACGACGCCAACCUCCACUGCCUAGACACAUGGACCAAGCGCAAGCGUUCAAAGCGUCAGCGUUUUGAAAGCGCUCCCACCGAGGAAGAGUACCUCGCUCUCUGCCUCAUCAUGCUCGCUCGUGGCGGCGGAUCAACCACCGCCACCGCUACCUCACAGCGCUACAACUCUCCUAUUCGGAAUUUGGCACCCGAGGUAGCGGCAGGUACACCCGCCAAGCUCGUCUACAAGUGCUCUGUUUGCGACAAGUGUUUCUCCUCUUACCAGGCGCUCGGUGGGCACAAGGCCAGCCACCGAAAGCUCGCCGCCGCAGCCGCCGGCGACGACCAGUCCGCCUCCUCCACCACCUCCACCACCGUCACGGCCUCCCACAGCGGCAGCGGUAAGGUCCACGAGUGCUCCAUCUGCCACAAGUCCUUCCCUACCGGACAGGCCUUGGGUGGACACAAGCGUUGUCACUACGAAGGUGGCAGCGGCGGCGUGAGCAGCGUCGUAACAACCUCAGAAGGUGUAGGCUCCACCCACACCUACAGCCACAGCCACAACAACAACCACCUUCACUUCGACCUGAACCUCCCUGCCUUGCCGGAGUUCCCGCCUAAAAUCUUCACCUCCGGGGAAGACGAAGUCGAGAGCCCCCAUCCAGCGAAGAAGCCCCGCCUCUUGAUGCCACCGAAGAUCGAAAUCUCUUAAGAUUAGCAAAAUUUAGGACUUCCAGAGAUUUUUUCAAUUAGAUGACUAUCAGUUUGUUCGUUUGUUUGUUUGUUUUUUUUUUUUUUUUUGAUUUCGUAGUAUUGGGUGAGAGAAUUUUUUCCUGUAUAUACUACUAGAAAUAUCUCUGAUUGCUCAGCUCAGUUUGUGAUAGUGGUGAUUCAAUUAAUUUUUUUUUUUCCCCUCAUUUUGGAAUUAAAUCAAUAUUAAUUCUCCUGCUCAA